GCUAAAAUGCUGAAGAAAGCAAAGAAAUCACGUCGCAAUGCAACAUCCUUGACAACAAAUGCAGCAACUCAGCCAGUUCAGAAUAAAUCUCCACCAUCUUCAUCAGGCGUUCAUCCCUGUAUACUCCUAAAUAUUGAUUCAGGUCCAUUGAUGCAUGAGAGAAGUACACCCGAUGAACCGCAUUCUGCUUGUGCAAAUGGUGAUGAUGAUGAUGAUGAAGAAGGCGAUGCUUUUUUAUGA
Molecule: messenger RNA, 240 nt
Organism: Acanthocheilonema viteae
Lineage: Eukaryota; Metazoa; Nematoda; Chromadorea; Rhabditida; Onchocercidae
Source: the annotation of a GenBank genome assembly